AUGUUUGCGUCCGAGUCCGCAGCCAGCCAGGGUGCAGGUGCCACAACGUACUCGGUUCGUGGCUUUUGCCAGUGGGAAGGUCUCGGGGUGUUGCCGCUGGACUCAUACGGCCUGGAGCUCCAGCUCAAGGACAAGCGCUCGCUGUACGUUGCGGCUGAGAACCGGCUGGACCUCGAGCGCUGGUGCCGGGCGCUUAUCGCCGUCCUUGAUCCAAACUCUGAGGCCGCCAACGAGAUCAAGCGCGAGCGACGCAAAGUAAAGCGCGAGAUCCGCAAGCAGCACGAGAAGGAGCAAGAGAUCAAGGACCGCGAGGAAGUGCGAAAGCGACUGUGGAUAGCGCAGAAGAAACAAGAGCUUCUCGACCGCGAGAGAGAAAUUGAAGAGAUGACCCCGCUGCAGCGUAAGGACGGUCUCGGCACGCUCGACGAAGAGACAGAAAGGCUUUUGCGCGAGCGCAAGAAGCGACUUAACAAGAAGGUCGCGCAAGGUCGCGUCGGAAAGGAGGCGCAACGUCGGCGCCUCGAAAUGAUGGCUGGCGGCAAGUCGCUCGACACCGCUGUGCCACCCCUUCUUCCCGACGCCUUACCCCGCAAAACAAAAUUCAAAUUCGACCUCCCCGCGCCGGGCCAGUAUUUCGUGUCCACAAAAGACCCGAAGCCCCUGCGGGACACGUCCACGGGGUCCGUUUCGUCGCAAGACUCGGUCUUCAACGAUGACGAUGCGUCUGUGUCUGGUGUUUCUGAAGACAGCGUUGUCGUCACAAGCAAGCCACGCGGCGGGUUCGUUCCACCGCCACCCCCACCACCGCAGCAAACGCCGACGUCUACAGCCUCCUUAUCGCGGCCGACCAAUCCGAUGGCAGCAGCCCUCGAUGCGAUCAAGCGGAACCGCAAGUACAGCGUCGAUAGCGAGCGACCGUCGCGUUCACGGCAGUCGCAGCUCAGUGCCGAGGGGAAGGAGCUGCUGACACGCGCGCUCUCGUCCGACAAGCUUAAACCCGAGCGCAAGGGUCUCUUCGACAGCAGCGAUGAUGACGACGAUGAGAAUCACGCGCUUGUCUUUCGCCAGUCGAUCAAAGCCAACAAAAUCGUGUCCACCGCAGGCGACGAGGAAGACAACGAGGGGAAGUCCGCUGCAGCAAGCGCCGUUGAGACGCGCAGUGGGAAGGCCGUGGCCAUCUACACGUUUGAGUUUCGUCUCCAUACAUGGAGCCGACGUCUCGGGCUGGCAUUCCAUGAGCUUGAAGCAAUGCACCAGGCGCUCAAGGUGCACAGUGCUACUUUACCCAAGUUUCCGUCCAAGCAUGUGCUUCGGAACCCAACGAAACCCGACUUGAUGCAGAAGCGCGCAGUUGAGAUAACGCGGUAUCUCCAGAGCCUCCUGGCUGUGCCCGGCCUCGUACAGCAUAGCGCCUUCCAUGCAGCGUUCGCGCUCCCACCCGAGUGGGCUUCCAACGCGCGCGACGAAGACCUCCACCCGCAACCUUUUUGA
This is a messenger RNA of Saprolegnia parasitica CBS 223.65, 1491 nucleotides long. RefSeq lists its product as hypothetical. Bases 1 to 1491 code for a protein of 496 amino acids. The record is from RefSeq and is a predicted model, not a curated record. Gene Ontology annotation, molecular function: phosphatidylinositol binding. The transcript is spliced from 5 exons. Lineage: Eukaryota; Oomycota; Saprolegniomycetes; Saprolegniales; Saprolegniaceae.